AUGAAAACUCAUCACAUCUCAUUAUUUCCCUUGCAACGGCCCGCACUGCCCGACCAUAUUCAGCACCGCGAUGCCCACCCCCCGUUUGGUGUCGCUCCCCUGGUUAUUCAACGUCCACGGAAGGACAUUGGCUAUACUAGGAAAGACACCCCCGGCAGCCAAAAAAACAGAAAAAUACCGGACCGAAACGAGGUGUUCUGGCAGGGUUGCUAG
Molecule: messenger RNA, 213 nt
Organism: Podospora pseudocomata
Lineage: Eukaryota; Fungi; Ascomycota; Sordariomycetes; Sordariales; Podosporaceae
Exons: 2
Coding region: 1-213 (70 amino acids)
Source: RefSeq, a predicted model, not a curated record